Plasmodium reichenowi is the source of this 8127-nucleotide messenger RNA. RefSeq lists its product as hypothetical. The coding region runs from base 1 to 8127 and encodes 2708 amino acids. The record is from RefSeq and is a predicted model, not a curated record. NCBI's taxonomy places the organism in Eukaryota, Apicomplexa, Aconoidasida, Haemosporida, Plasmodiidae. Gene Ontology annotation, biological process: regulation of DNA-templated transcription; double-strand break repair via homologous recombination. The transcript is spliced from 4 exons.
AUGAGUCAUAAUAAAAUUAAUUAUCAUUUAUCUGUAAAAGAUGAUGAAAUAAAAAAGCACGAAUCCAAUAAUAAAUUUGGGAUAUAUAAAUAUAAGAAUGAACAAACUUAUAAAACAUAUGAUGAUAAAGAUACUCCUAAUUAUAUAAAUAAUUUUUAUGAUUGUUUAGAUACUUUCUGUGAUAAUGUAGGAGAUAAAAAUGAGUUUGAAAAAAACAAAGUCAUAAUGAAAAAUGGUACUACAAAUGUACAUAAACAUUAUGAUAAUACAUUUAAUAAAAAUAGGAAUAGUGUUAUAUCCAUAAAUAAUAUAAAUAGUGCAUAUAGAAACGAAACAGAUAAUAAACAUUAUAUAUCAAAUAGUGUUCCUAAAUAUUUAAAUAAUAACUUAUUUAUUGAUGAAAAUAUAUUUAAAACUCAAAAUAAUGAUAACGAUGAAAAUAUUAGAAAAUUUCGGAAUAUAUCUUAUAGUGAAAUAAAACAUCCAUAUUAUAAUUACUUAAGAAGAGAUGCAGAACCAAAAUGUCGUAUGUCCAAUGAAAGGAUAUAUUCAUAUAAUAAGGAUAAUUACAUUAAUCCUCGUUUAAAAGAUAAUUAUUGUAAUAUAAGUAAUUCUCCACGUAAUAAUAGAGAUAUGCAUUUACAAAUAAGAGAUGAAAAUUGUAAAUAUGUUGAAAAGUUUUAUACAAAUUAUCAAAUACAAAAAGGCAAAGAAAAGGAUGCAUAUAAUAAUAAUAAAAGUAGCAAUAAUAAUAAUAAUAAUAAUAGUAGCAAUAAUAAUAAUAAUAAUAAGGCUGGUUAUUAUAAUUAUUAUGUUUAUAACAAGGGUUUUAAUUUUUAUGAAGAAACCAUAAAUAAUAAUAACCAAUUAAAACAGUAUAGUAAUAUACAUUCCUUAAAAAGUAUAGAUGGUGAUCAAUAUUCCCAUUUAAAUUACACUUCAAAAAGUUUUAAUGAUAAUAGAAACAUGAACUAUUAUCAAGAUCAAAAUAAACAUAAUAAUAAUUCAUAUGAUGCUACAAGAAAGGAAGGUAAUGAAAAGCAGUAUCACUUGUAUCAAAACGAAAGUAUAAUUCCCUUUUUAGAAAAUGAACAUAGAAUAAAUGAUCCAAUUAUUAAAAUACAUGAAAAAGAGAUAACACGUUAUCAAAAUAUAGAAUAUCUUGAAAAUAACGAACAUAUUAGAAAUAGACAUAAAGGGAGAAGUAUUCCUGGCGAAAAUAUGAUGUUUCAAUUUGAUAAGAUAAUAGAAAAAAAAGUUAAUAUUUCAUAUACUCAUCACGAAUAUGUUAUAAGAAAUAAAAACAAACCUAUUGAAUACAACAAAGAUGAUUUCUAUUUUUGUAAAGAUAAAGAAGAUAGUGAAAAUAUGAUGAAGUGUGAUCUAAAAAUAAUGAAUGAACAGGAUGUUAUACAUAAUAUAAAUGACACUUCAAUGAAUCCUGAACAAAAAAAAACAAUCAUUAGGAUUCAGAAUGAUAAUAAUUUAUAUAAUGAAUAUGAUAAUUAUGAUAAUGAUAUGAACAUGUUCAUAAAUAAAAUUUAUAAAAAUAAUAUGUACCAUAAUGAAAGGAUGCCUAGAUUCAGUGAAUAUCAAAUUUAUAAGAAUUCGAACGUAAUGUAUUUAAAUAAAAGUGAUAACAAACAGAAGCUUAUGGAAAAUAUAAAUUGCCAUUAUGAAAAUUUUAAUUCAAAAAAUAAUGCAAGUUUAUUACCUGUUCAGGAAAAUAGAAAAAAUGAUAAUGGAUUUUAUAUGAACAGUCAGAAAUAUAUGAAAAAUAUUCUAAAAGAACCUGCACAGUCAGAAGGGUCAUUUUGUUCUUACGAGAAAGGUUAUCAUAAUUAUAAUAAUGGAAAUAAAGCUAGCAUAAUUAAAGAAUUAGAUAUUAACAUGAAACAGAUAUGUAAAGAUGGCUAUGAUGUAAAUAAAAAAAUAAAAAAAAAUCAAGAAAGGAAAGAAUGUAAUGUUAAUUAUUUUCCAUAUAAAACAAGUGCAUAUGAAGAUAAAACAAAUAAUACCACAAUGAAUAUGUUAAAAAAAGUAAGAACAUAUAGUCACACAUCUUCAAAUCAUUUUUUAAAUAAUUCUUAUGUAAAUAAGAAUAUACAAACUAAUUUUCAAGAUCAUAAGCAAAAUGUUGAUCAUAAUUCAUAUGGAUAUAUUGUGAAAAAUGUGGAAGACAAUUAUAUGAGCAAGUUAAAUAAUUUGUCACCAAGGAAAGAAAAAAUGAAUAUGGAACAUUUGAAAGAAAGAAAGGAGCAACAUAAUCAUAUGCUUUCUUCAGAAAAAAAUUGUUGUUUUAUAGAUAAUAAUAAUAAUGAAACAAAUUAUAAUAGAGUAUUACUUUUAAAAAAUAUUGAUAAAGAAAUAGAAAUAGAUAAUAUUUCGGAGCAUUUAAUAGAAGAAAGAAAUAAUAAUUCUUCUUUGGAAUAUCAUAAUUUGAAACAAAAUGGAAAUGAUAGGAUUCCAAAAGGAAAAGAUAAUAUGUGUGAUAUUUCAGAUAUUUAUAAUAAAAAUAUAUAUACGAAUGAAAAUAAAUUUGAUGAAUUUGACGAAUUUGCAGAAAUUUAUGAUAAUAUAAAUAAAGACAUUCAUAAAUCGAAGGAGAAUAAAAAUUUCGAUAUAUGUGAUAGAAAUAAGCAUAUAAAAAAUGAAGAAGAUGAAUUUUUAGAAAUUUAUCAUAAUACAAAAGGUUUGAAAAAUAUUGAGAUGGAUGAAUUUUUAGAAAUCACAGAUAAGAGUAAGAAAACAAAAGAAAAUAAUGUUCACGUUGAUGAAUUCUUAGAAAUCAUAAAUAAGAAUAAGAACAUAAAUGAAAGUGAUGUUCAUGUUGAUGAAUUUUUUGAAAUUAUUGAAGACACACAAAAGAUGAAAAAUAAUGAAAUCGAAUUAGAUGAAUUUUUUGAAAUUAUUGAAAGCACACAAAAAAUGAAAAAUAAUGAAAACGAAUUAGAUGAAUUUUUUGAAAUUGUUGAUAAAACGCAAAAUGUGAAUAAUAAAGAAGUACCAGUAUAUAUUAAUUUAGAGAAUCAUACUAAAGAUGAUAAUAUAAAUAAAAAUAGUGUUAUGAACAAUAUGCUCAUUGAAAAUGGCAUAGAAAAGGAAGCCAACAUAAAUAUCGAUUUUGUAAAAGAGGAAGAAAAAGAUACCAUAAAAUCAUUUUCCAGGAAUUAUACUUAUAAUACAAAUGUUGUUUCGCAUGAAGAAAAUGAUAUAAAUUUAUUACAUUUUUAUGAUGCAUAUGAAACAACAAAAGGAGAUAACAAACAACAUAAAUCAUUUAUGUAUGCUUCAGGAAAAGACGUUAUUAUAAAUAAAGAUAUAUUAAAAGAAAUGAGAGAAAAAUUAUUUGACGAUGAUAAGGAUACUAAUUAUUCAUCUGAGGAAAAUAAUAAAGGAGAUAAUAAGUACAAUAAAGAAUUAACCGAAAAAAUCGUAGAAAGGGAUAUAAACAUAUAUAUGGAUCGUUUAAAUGAGGAAAAAGAUAUAUUAAAACCAUUUCCUAGAAAUUUCACAUGUAAUACAAAUGUAUCUUCAAAUGAAGAAGCUUUAAUAAAUUUAUCUGAGUUAUGUGAUAUUAACGAAAAUGCAAAGAUAGCUAAUGAACAGAACAGAUCUUUUACGUAUGCUUCUGGCAAGUCUAUUCGUAUAAAUCAAGAUAUAUUGAAAGAGAUGCAUGAAAAAUUGUUUAAUGAUGAUGCUUAUUCAGAUAAUAAAAAUAAUAAUAAUAAUAAUAAUAAAAAUAAAAAUAAUAAUAAUAAUAAUAAUAAUAAUAAUAAAAAUAAUAAUAAUAAUAAUAAUAAUAAUAAUAAUAAUAAUUCAUAUGAAAAAAGUGCGAAGAAGAAGAAUGCAGAAUUGAAUACACCUUUUAUAUAUACAUCAGGGAAAGAUGUUAAUAUAAAUAAGGACAUAAAAACAGACAUAGAAGACAAAAUAUUUGAAGAUGAUACUAAUGAUUCAUAUGAAGAAAGUAUGAAAAUUGAUAAUAAAGAAUUAAAUACUUCCUUCACAUAUGCAUCAGGAAAGGCGAUUAAUAUAAAUAAGGAUAAACUAAAGGAAAUGAGACACAGAUUGUUUGACGACGAUGAUGGUUAUAAUAAUUAUUCUUUUGAAGAAUAUAAGAACGAAAAAAAUAAUAAUACAUUGGAUACAUCGUUUACAUAUGCAUCAGGAAAGGAGGUUAAUAUAAAUAAAGAUAAAUUAAAAGAGAUGAGACACAAAUUGUUUGACGACGAUGAUGGUUAUAAUAAUUAUUCUUUUGAAGAAAAUAAGAACGAAAAAAAUAAUAAUACAUUGGAUACAUCGUUUAUAUAUGCAUCAGGAAAGGAGGUUAAUAUAAAUAAAGAUAAAUUAAAAGAGAUGAGACACAAAUUGUUUGACGACGAUGAUGGUUAUAAUAAUUAUUCUUUUGAAGAAAAUAAGAAUGAUCAUAAUAAACAAGUAAAUACAUCAUUCACAUAUGCAUCAGGAAAGGAGGUUAAUAUAAAUAAAGAUAAAUUAAAAGAGAUGAGACACAAACUGUUUGAUAACGAUGAUGGUUAUAAUAAUUAUGCGAGUGAACAAAAGAUAAGGUCAGAAAAAAAAAAUAUAUUAUACGUCUCACAUGAUUCGGAGAAAAGUAGAAAAGUAGUAGAAGAUAAAAUAUUAAGAGAAAACGAAAGGGCACAAAUUGAUGAUAAUAAAAAUGGUCAUGAAAAAAAUAUAGAAGAAAAAUGUGUAGGAAGUUUAUUAUGUGAAGAUAGAGAUAAAGGUUCAGAAGAUGUGGAUAUGACCAAAUCGAAAGAACAGGAAUUAUACAAAUUAGACAAAUACGAUGAUUAUAUAAAUAAAAAAGAAGAAUUAAAUAAAGAUGAUAAAAAUUGUAGAUUGUUAGAUAAGUGUACCUUACAGAUGAAUAAAAAGAGAAAAAUGAGAUUUGAUAAUAUUUCAAAUUCUAAAAGAGAUUUUAUAAAUCCAAGGCAAAGAAAACAAAUAAAGAUAUUGGAAGAAGAAAAGAAUAUGAAUAUUUAUAAUAAAAAUAAUAAUAUAAAUAAUAACAAUAAAUGUAAGAAAUUGAACUUGAAAAUUAACGUAAGAAAUUAUGUAAAGUUAAUAAAAGAUAAUCUUUUAAAUAUAUCAAUAAAAAAAAAGAUAAAAGAUUGUAAGUUGACAAAUACAUUAAUAUAUAUAAAUGAAAAUAAAACACCUUUUCAUUUUUAUUGGUUCAAGGACGAUUACAUAUAUUUUUAUAAGAAUAAAGAAACUGAGGAAUAUUAUAUAUGUGAUAUAAAUAUACUAUAUGAAUUAUUCAUAUUGACAUUAAAAGAAAUGAAUUUAUUUGAUAUAUAUGAUUUUAAUUGGUUUUACAAAAAAUAUAAGUUGAUUAGUAUAUCUUUGAAUCGUACAUAUAGAAAGAAUUUAAAGAAGAAUUAUAAAAGUAUAAAGAAGGAGAUUAUGAAUAAAAUUAUAAGGGAUAAUUAUUUGCAUGAUGAUAUUGCAGGAGGUUUAUCUAUGCAUGAAUGCUAUGAUAAUUUUAUAUAUGAAUAUAUAAAUGCACAUACAUACAUAAAUCUGAGAAGAAAGCAUACAAAUUUUGUAUCAAAUGGAUAUAAGGAAAGAAUAUAUUUGAAUAAUGAAAAAGAGGGAACAAAUCAUGAUAACAAAAAUAAGUGGAAUAAUUAUGAAAUGGAAAAAGAUGAAUUUAUAGAUAUAAAAAAUUUAGAUGACAUAAAAUUUAAUGAAGAAAAAGAUUUUAUGGAUAAACUAAAUAAAAUGGAAUAUAAAGAAUUAAAAAAAAAGAAUUAUAUGAAAAUGAUAAUUAAAAGUAUUGAUGAAACAGAGGCACCUUGUCCUUUGAAAUUUAUGUAUAAAUUAUUAAAAAGAUAUUUAGAAGAAAAGAAUAAGAAAAAAAGUAUUUUACAAUUAUUAAAGGAUAGAACAGUAUCUUCUAAAAUAUCUAUGAAUUUAAGAGUUGAAGAAAUUAUAAUAGAAAAAAAAAAAACAAUAAAAAAUAAUAAGAAUAAUGAACAUAAUAAUAGUUUUAAUGAUGAUAUAUAUGAUAUUCAUAAUGAUGAUAACCAUAACAUUGUCUUAAUUUUAAGUGACAAUUUUGAUUAUAUACAUUGUUUUGUAAAAGAUGAUUAUUUAAAAAAUUUUAUAAUGUCUGAAAAAAUAAGAAAGGGGAAUAUUAUAAAAAUUAAUGCUUUAGAUAUAUAUAACAAUAAUAUGGGAGAAGGAAAAGAAAAUCAUGGUAUACAUACAAUAUAUUUUCUUUUAUCUAGUAAUGAUUUAAUUGAAAUAGAUAAAAAGGAUACACUAAAAAUUGGUUUCACAAAAUAUAAAGCUAAAAAGAUACGAUGUAUCCAAGAUUUUGGUAGUACUUGUUUUUUUAUAGACGUUAUAAUGAUAAGUAAAAGUGAUUUUUCUUAUGGAUUUUAUGAUCAAGUAAAAAAAAAAUAUUACCUUUUAAAUAGAAAUGUUUAUGAAAAACUCAUAUACAAUUUAAAGAAUGAAAUAACCAAAAUGUUUCAUGAGGAAAAUUUUAAAGAAAAUAAUGAGUAUAUUCGAUUGAAAAAUGAACUAACCAUGUUUCUUGAGGCAACACCUUUUUGUACGAUACAAGCUAUUGAUUAUUCUUCCUUAGAGAGCAUAAAGGAUACGGAUUCGUAUGAGGACAAAAUAGGAUAUUUGAUCAAUUCGUUAUGUCAAAUAAAAAUGUUCAAGAUUGACGAGGGAACCUAUGAAAGUCUACGGAAAGGAAGCCGAAUACAAUUAUUCAAUGUUUUCGUUCAAAAAUCAAAUAAUAAUAAUAAUAAAUUUAAUCAAUUUUUGGAUGACCACGUUUUAGAUGAUUUUCUUUUUAAUACAUUCAAUGGGAAGAUACAUGGGGAUAAUAUAAAAAGAGCUUUAAAUUAUCAUAUGUUUGAAUCUCGUUUUUUAAAAGAUAUUACAAAAAUAAAUAAUGAUGAUAUUACAUAUGAUAAAUAUUUACAGUGUAUACAUGCAUCAGUUUUAAAAAAGAAACAUUAUGCACCUAUAGUAUUUCAAGCUCUUCAUUCAACAUAUAUAAAUAUAGAUGAGAGAUAUAAAAGUAAGUUAUUUGAACAACUAGAAGAUGUUUUGAAAUUACAAAAUUAUAUACAAUUAAAAACAGAUGGUAGUAUAGUAACAAAAGAAACAAAAGAAAUAAAGGAAAAAACAUAUCCAUCAUUUAUAUAUACCAAUAUAUAUAAAAUACCUGUAUUAUCAAGUGUACAUUUUCAUAUAUUCAAAAAUUAUAUCAAAGAAAAUAACAGGGAAAACAAAAUAUAUUUUGAUUUAAUCCAAGGAAAUUUGUAUUAUAUAUCUGGUGUAGUUAUACAUUAUACGGACGUUGAAAUUAAGGAUAUUAUUGAUUUCAAAUGUGCGCAAGAGAAAAAAAAACUUUUAAACUAUAAGAUAUUUUUGUUGACAUCUAAUGGACAUUUAUGUUGUGUAAAUGUAUCCAUGACAUGUCCAGAUUUUUUAAUAUCCUCUUGUAAAAAGGAUUACGAAAAUAAAGAAAGGGAAAUAUUAAAAAAAAUGAUACAUGUGUAUUGUGUAGAAGAAAAAGAGAAAAAAAAAAAUAAUAAGGUUGAAAUAAAUAAUUCGAAUAAAAAAAAAAACGAAACGAAUACUUAUAAGAGUAAUAAUGUUCAUAAAAAUCAUAAGGAUUUAUUUAAUUAUUUAUAUAAAACAGAGGAUACAAAUUAUGAAGAAGGUGGUCCCUCUAAAUAUAAUAUAAAUUUCAAAAAUUUUGAUAUGGUUUUAUUUUUUAAAGACAUUGAGUUUAUAAAUUAUGAUGAUAAAAAUGACAUUUUUAACUUUAGGUCAUACACUCAUCCGCAUUUUGACAGCUUAAAAAUGUAUUCAAAUGAAUUUAUUAAAAUGAAGGGGAAUAUGGAAGACUUAAUAAAACUAAAUUAUAUAACUUUUGAAAAAAAUAAAAUUGUAAUUAAAGUAGAAGAUCAUUGUAAAAUAAAAGUGGAUAAAAAUAAUAUAUCGUCUAUGCAUUUUUUAUAUUUGUUAAUUUAUUCGAAAUGUAAAUCUAUUGAGCUAACUGGUGUGUGUGUAGAAAAUAAUUAUUUAUCGACAUUUUUAAAAAACAUAUGGAAUAUAUUUGUUCCAUGA